Harmonia axyridis is the source of this 1061-nucleotide messenger RNA. RefSeq lists its product as uncharacterized. The coding region runs from base 390 to 950 and encodes 186 amino acids. The transcript is spliced from 2 exons. The record is from RefSeq and is a predicted model, not a curated record. NCBI's taxonomy places the organism in Eukaryota, Metazoa, Arthropoda, Insecta, Coleoptera, Coccinellidae.
UUAAUAAAUUCCUAACCUAAAAACUUCGAAAAAGCUUAAUGUAGAUCUUCGUAGGGAAUCCUAAAAAUUUUUUCUUCCCCAAAAUUAUCCAUCUUCCAUCCAGAUCCCCUUAGCAGUGAAACGUUUUCAAAUUGAAACGAAUUCGAUAGCAUAUAUCGAUUCAUUAAUUUGUAUAUUUCAGAAAUUAUCCAAACCAUUUUAUGUAUUUUUUGAAAUAUUUGAUGAAUAUACAAAAAACCUUUGUAGCUACCUAAAGAAACAAUUGAAGUCUAAUAGUUUGAAGUUAUUGGCAGACCUGUCUUUCAAAUUUUGGCAAUGAACUAACAAAAUUUUCAGUUUUCAUUUGAAUUAUAAUAAUAAAAAAGAAAACAUUUCACUAAAUUAAUAAUAUGGGGGAUCAUAACUAUUUCACUGCUUUAUCACAUGCUGUUUUAGCUGGGACAAGUAUUUAUUGUCUAAUGAAACACACUUCAGACAUGGGUAUGGUUUGCUAUGGAUUAAUAGCAACAAAUUCUUUAUUGGGUUUGUGGAGAUGGGGAAACCCAGAUGCAGGAGAUACAUCUAAAUCCAUAUAUGCUCAAACAUCAAUGUGCCAAGAAAUGUUAUGUAUAGGGGCAGUGGCUGUUGAGAUUUGGAGGGCUAGUCCUUAUUUUCCCCAAUUUAGUUGGGGUGAAAUAUUACUGCCAAUAGCACCAUUAACACUUUAUUUUUUGGAUAACGACUAUCAGAAUAUAGAGAAAGGUGUAAUGGCUUUCAAUGGUGUUUCUAUAAUAUUUGUAUCUGCUAUGACGAGUAAUUAUUGGGGUGCAGCAGCAGCACUGUCUUAUUUAUUUGGCUAUUUGUAUGCUAAAGACCAAGGAUCUAUUGGAGAUAUUCCUGUCGUCGAUUUGAUAAAUUAUGAAUUGUGCUUCUUUUGUUAUUUUGCACUGAGAGGUAUGGGUGGAAAUUAAAAUUUUUUAACCUCUGCGACUAUUAUUUUAGAAAACAUAUCGAAUGUUGUAACUCCAAUGAAUAUAUUUUUGAGAGAUUAUUUACAAUAAAUUAUUUCUGCAACAUAAAAA